Chelonus insularis is the source of this 1134-nucleotide messenger RNA. It is a transcript of the gene Tpx-3, whose product is annotated as peroxiredoxin-like. Gene Ontology annotation, biological process: cellular response to stress; response to oxidative stress; hydrogen peroxide catabolic process. Bases 161 to 883 code for a protein of 240 amino acids. Gene Ontology annotation, cellular component: mitochondrion; cytosol. Lineage: Eukaryota; Metazoa; Arthropoda; Insecta; Hymenoptera; Braconidae. Gene Ontology annotation, molecular function: thioredoxin peroxidase activity. The record is from RefSeq and is a predicted model, not a curated record. The transcript is spliced from 3 exons.
CUUAAUGAUAUUUUUAAAUAUUUUCCGUAAUUUCUUUAUAUAAACUAAUAUUUGUGAUUAUUUACGUGUUUGUCAUUUAAUAUUGUUCUUUCAUUGAUUACAUAACCUUCAGUGUAAUUUAUAUUAUUAGUUUUUUGUUAAAAAUUUAUGUAAAAUAGUAAUGUCGCGCAUUUUAAUUAAUUUGUAUCCGAAAGCUCGUAGUUUGAUUGCUUCAUCUUCGCUCUCCGCAGAAUUAAAAUCUUUAGCUGCAAUAAAUAAAACCCGCAGUUUUUCUGCUUCCUCGAAGCUUUUCGGCUGGCCUCAAAUUCAGCAGCCGGCACCAGAUUUUGCAGGUACUGCUGUGGUAAAUAGAGAUUUCAAAGAUAUUAAACUCUCGGAUUAUCGAGGGAAAUACGUCGUCUUAUUUUUCUACCCACUGGAUUUUACAUUCGUUUGUCCCACCGAACUAACAGCUUUUAGUGACAAAAUAUCUGAAUUCAAAGCCAUAAAUUGUGAAGUAAUUGCAGUGUCAACAGACUCUCAUUUCAGUCAUUUAGCAUGGAUCAAUACACCAAGAAAAAAGGGUGGUUUAGGAGAUAACUUCUCUUAUCCACUUUUGAGUGAUUUCAACAAAGAAAUAUCCAAAAAAUAUGGGGUUCUUCUAGAUGAUGCUGGAAUUGCUCUUCGAGGUUUAUUCAUAAUUGAUAAAGAAGGAGUAUUAAGACAGCUCAGCAUUAACGAUUUACCUGUUGGAAGAAGUGUAGAUGAGACGCUACGUUUGAUCAAAGCAUUUCAAUUUGUGGAGAAACAUGGAGAAGUUUGUCCAGCUAAUUGGCAGCCAGAUUCUAAGACGAUUAAACCAAAUCCGAAAGAUAGUAAGGAAUACUUCGAGUCUGUUAACUAAUUCAAUAGCUCUUAACGUGGUUAAGUCAUCACUUAGUCAAUUGUUUGUUAAACAAAUACGAUUAACGAAUCAAUUGAUAUUAUAAUUGAAAUAUAAUAUUCAAAAGGGAUGCUUUGAUAAGCAAAAAAUUUUUAAUUUUUUUUCUAAAUGUUAAUCUUUCCUAAUGAAUCGGUAAAUUAAUUAUUUAAUUUUGUUAUUAUAUACAAUGUAACAGUAAUUAGUAAGAAAAAUAAAAAAAAUUAAAUAAUCAA